Malania oleifera is the source of this 450-nucleotide messenger RNA. RefSeq lists its product as uncharacterized. Gene Ontology annotation, molecular function: RNA-DNA hybrid ribonuclease activity; nucleic acid binding. The coding region runs from base 1 to 450 and encodes 149 amino acids. Lineage: Eukaryota; Viridiplantae; Streptophyta; Magnoliopsida; Santalales; Ximeniaceae. The record is from RefSeq and is a predicted model, not a curated record. The transcript has a single exon.
AUGGUGCUGACCAAAUAUGACAUCAUCUAUGUUACUAGAAAGGCCAUCAAAGGAAGCGUUAUUGCAAAGCAUUUAGCAGAUAGAUUUAUGAAGGAUUACCAGCCUAUGGAGUUUGACUUCUCAGAUAAGGAAAUUGACUUAAUAAUCCAAGAAGAAGAAGAUCAUGAAGGUUGGAAGAUGUUAUUUGAUGAGGCGGUCAAUGUGUGGGGACAUGGAAUAGGAGCCAUACUCAUAUCGCUGAAAGGGAGACAUUAUCCAGUCGUAGCUAAGCUUACUUUCCCAUGCACAAAUAAUAUAACAGAGUAUGAAGCAUGUAUAUUGGGUUUGCAGGCCUCCAUAGACUGGGGAAUCAGGGAAUUGGCUGUGAAGGGAGACUCGGACCUAGUGGUUCACCAAUUGACUAGAGAGUGGGAAACAUGGGAUUCCAAGCUAGUUCCAUAUCAAGAGUAG